Psylliodes chrysocephalus is the source of this 906-nucleotide messenger RNA. The record is from the annotation of a GenBank genome assembly. NCBI's taxonomy places the organism in Eukaryota, Metazoa, Arthropoda, Insecta, Coleoptera, Chrysomelidae.
AUGGUACGUACAAGAAAUAAAAGAUACUCAGGCGGACCGGAGCAGCAGGAACCGGAUCGGAACCGUCUUGAUGAUUUACCUGUUAAUGACCACAGCAAUGAAAACGGACAACAAUCACAGACAUUAAUAUCUGCAGCACAACCAGAUAGUAACCAUACCCAGACUAUGUCUCAACCUGGCCUACCUGGCGAAGAUGCGUCAGUGUCUAUACCAACUACAAGUAAAAACAGACAACAAUGGACACGUGAGCAAUAUGCAGAUAUUAUGUGGUGUUAUUAUUAUGCAAUGGCAAAUAAAACCGAUGAAGGUGUCACAAAGAGCACAUACUCAAUAUGGAGAGAGAGAAAUCCAGAUAUUUUCCCAACCAUCAAUCCGAAUACACUAGCUAAUCAAAGAAGAUUUAUUUUAAGGGAAAAGAAACUAACUAAUAUCGAAUUAGAACAAAUUAAAACAGAAGUGAACUAUCGACUAGGAAGAAUGACUACAUUUACCCCAACCAAAAUGGGCAUAUGGGGUAAGUGUAAUCACGAAACUGAGGCUGCUCGUGAUACAAUUAUAAAGCAUGAUAAGAAGACAAACUGGAUUUACUGCUCCACUCUAAUACUGGAUCCCAGGCAUAAAGCAGAAACUUUCGAUUUAACUGUUUGGGGAACUGAGUUAAAAGUACAAACUUUAAAGACAUUUGAGUUAAUAUUCGAUGUUUACUGUAGCCAGGAUAGAGUGAUAGAAUCAUUUACAAAAGAGAAGAUCGACUCCACAUCAAGUGACGAUGACGAUGAACAUAUAGAUUUCAACCAUUUCUAUCCUGCACCAGGUACUUCAUCCGGCUCUGGUAUAUCUGGAUCUGGCUCCCAAAACCAAAGAAAGGCAAUAGGCGAUUAUCUUAGUCAGCCUAGUCAACAGUAA